CCUGCGCCCUCGCGUAUAGUCGACGCGUCGCGCCUCAACGCCACGACCGGCAGUCCCUUGCUAUCGCCUGACCGCUUAGCUUGCCUGCCGAAGCUUUCUCAGAAACGUUGUGUCUGUUUCGAGGCGCGCACACAUUCAAAAAAAAAAACGAAGCCCACCGACCACCACUUUAAAAUAAUAUAAAUCGACUCUCUUUCUCUGUAUCGACUCGCCGCUCUCUCUGUCACUUUGAAACGCGGGUUGGAUAUUUUGUCCGAUUUUCAAAUAAAAUACGCUCGCGUGGGUGGCCGGCCGCAACCCGCGUUAUAUUUCGACCAUCUGCCUGGAAAAUUGCCCGCAGUCGAGAGAACAACAUCGGAAAGGAAAACAACGUGCGGUGCGUAGCCAAUUUCCUUUUCUUUUCGUUUUGUUUUCCUCCCCCGUUUGCGACCUUCGGUCGGAUGUCCGCGGGUUAGUUUUCGGACGACGAACCACCACCAAUCAUCACUAUUUUGGAUUUUUUAACGAGCCGCCACCGCGACACCGCCGGCAAAGUUGAGGAUCAUCUGCGUGCGUUUCGCCGGAACUUGCAAUGUAAGGGUGUUUACGGAGCCGGCCGAUAUUUCAGACAGAAGACGACUAGCCGUGCGUCAGCAGCAACAACAAUCUGACAGAGCAGUAGCAACCAGGAAUCGUAACAUGCGCUAGAACCACCAUUUUGUCCGUAAAAAGUUCGACAAUCGCUUCGCUUUUUUGCAUACCCGCUUGUGCGAUUUUGUAGAAAAGUUCAACAAAAAUAUCGAAACGAAACAAAAUCCGCGUCGCCGUCGUCGUCGUCGUCAGCCCGUCUAGUCCGUUGCUUUUUUUAAGAGAAGAACAGUAAUUGUGUUGUGAUCGAAUUUUAUUUUUGUACCGUCAAAAGAAGCACCAACCCGAAAAAGUGAUAGUUUAAAACACGAUAACGUAGUUACUCGAAAUGGACAAUAAUUAUUAUUCUACACUUUCCGAAAUCUCGUAAGGUUUCUAAGUUUGUGUGUGUGUCGUCGUAUCGCCGCCGCGCCGCCUACACCACGUUGCCGCGCCACGUCCAGAGUGAUUAUUCGCGUCCACUUUUACAACGUUGUUGUUCUCUUCUAAAAACGGCAAGUGCUAUUUUCGGAGUAUUUACAUUAACGACAAUUUACCAAACCGAAACAAACAAAAAAAAAAAAAAUAAAAAAAAUCACGAACGAAACCACAAUGGCAAUGGUCAACUUGUUGAACGGAAAGGAUUCGCGCUGGCUCCAGCUGGAGGUGUGCAGGGAGUUCCAGAGGAACAAGUGUUCCAGACCGGACACCGAAUGCAAGUUCGCGCAUCCCCCAGCCAACGUGGAAGUGCAAAAUGGCCGCGUGACCGCGUGCUACGACAGUAUCAAGGGCCGCUGUAAUCGAGAGAAACCACCGUGCAAAUAUUUCCAUCCGCCCCAGCACCUCAAGGAUCAACUGCUUAUCAACGGAAGGAACCACUUAGCACUGAAGAACGCCCUGAUGCAACAAAUGGGCCUAACACCCGGACAACAAUUGGUACCGGGACAAGUACAAGCGGUGGCCGCCAACCCCUAUCUAGCAGGAAUGCCUCAGGUCGGUAGCACGUAUAGUCCGUACUUCGCUCCGGGGCCCAUAAUGCCCACGAUAAUGGGACCGGAUCCCACGGGCGUGGGUUCACCGUUGGGCGUCGUACCUCAGACCGUGGUCACUCAGCAAAAGAUGCCCAGGUCCGACAGGCUCGAGGUGUGCCGUGAAUACCAGCGCGGGGCGUGCAAGCGCGCAGAGUCAGAAUGUCGCUUUGCGCAUCCCGCCGACUCUGUGACUGCCAACGAGGACGGCACUGUCACUGUCUGCAUGGAUGCAGUCAAGGGCCGCUGCAACCGCGACCCCUGCCGCUAUUUCCAUCCCCCUCUGCACCUCCAAGCCCAAAUCAAGGCCGCACAGUCGCGGGCUAGCGCGCCCGCUGCAGUUUCGCCAUUGCUGGCUCCUCCGCCGUCGGCUGCAGCAGCCGCAGCCGCAGCAGUCGCCCUCGAGAUUGGCAAGAAGAGGCCGCGCGAGCCUAGCACCGCCGACACAGAUCUAUUACUGAUGGAUAUGAAAUCGGUCGGUUCUUUCUACUACGAUAAUUUUGCGUUCCCGGCGGGAAUGGUACCGUAUAAGCGACCCGCGGCCGACAAAUCCGGAGUGCCAGUCUACCAACCGAAUGCGACCACCUACCAACAGUUAGUUCAGUUGCAGCAGCCGUUUGUGCCCGUGUCAUGUGAGUAUUCCACCUCACCCGCCCCGCCCCCGACAUCCUCCUCCGCUUCUCCCUCGGCCACCGAACAAGCGGCCGCGGCGGCGGCGGCGGCGGCUGCUUUACAUCCCGCAAUGUCAUCGUCGUUAAGCAACCCGCAACAACAACAACAACAGCAACAGCAACAGCUGAGUAAAGAGAAUGAGCCGCAACCACUUCAGAUACCCGCUUCUAUAACGACGACCGCGUCCCUUACCUCCUUACCGGCGCAGCAGCUAGCCGCCAUGACCGAUCCCGCCGCUAUAGCUAAAGAGGUCGCGCAGCAGAAUUACGCGAAAGCGGUCAAACUGGCCGCCGUCAAUCAAUCGCUUGCCGCCAGCCAAUUGAACGCGUUGAAUCCGUUGAACUACACGGGGGUUUCGCUUAAUAAGCAAACGAUCAACGUACCGCCCCCGACUGCCGCGCUACGCUAUCCGAGUACCGCGAUACCGUUUACUUUUAACGCGGCGGCGGCCGCGGCCGCCGCCGGCUUAAACUUAGGCCUGACGCACAAUCCGUAUUCGGCCGCCGCUUUUGCGCAGCAGAAUUUGUUGAACGUGGCGAGGCCGCCGCCAGCGAUGACCGCCUUUCAAUUUAACCCCUACUCCCUGAUGAGACCGGGCUACGCUAACGCUAACCCGGCGGCGGCUGCCACACCCCUUCUCGGCGGUAAUUUCUUGGGGGCGCAGUACCCGGUCGUGUCGGCAGUGGCGGCCGCCCCCACCGCUACCGUGCCCGCCGCCACCUCGACCAUAGCGGCCGCCGCCGCGCAGAACAACAACAACGUGGUGGUGCAGCCGUACAAGAAGCUUAAGACGUCGUAGACGUCCGCCGCCGGUUUCUUGCGUUUAUAAUUAUUAAUUUUUUGGUUUUGUUGGAUAGGCGUUUUAUUCCGCGGGUCGGGCUAGAUUUUUUUUUGAGAAUUUGAGAAAUUACUGGGCGUUCCCAAUCGAUAAUGUUGAAUUGAAUGUGGCAAUUUCUUGGCUUGUUCUGGAAUUAGACGUUCGUAUAGCUAAGAACGACCCCCCAAUUGAUAUUUAGCCACUCUAUUUAUAUCCUCUCCCGUUAUGCAAUAAUAUAGGUCCUAAUCGGAAAUAUAUCUUUGACAAUUUUGAGUCCAUUUAAAAAAAUAGUCAUUUGGUUCCAGACUCUAAGAUUGAUUAUACGCUUAUUAACGUUUCUUUUGUCAAUUUUGUUUACCAACUGAGUUGCCUUUGGUUAAGUCUCCGGAAUGAAUAGUUUGGAUCUACAACCAUCAAACCUGCUAAUUUCGCCAAAACUGCCAAAAAGGCGUGCUUGAUCUGGAUGAAAAGCUGUUUUUUUUUUUUUAACGGACCAAGAAAACAAUUUAGGGCGGCUGUGUAUAUGAACUUUUACUCACAGAAUAAGUCAAUUAAAACCUUCCACAAUAUUGAAACAUGAUAUUUAGGAACACCCCUUCUAGUGGCGCAGCAGCAGGAAAUUGUUAGCAGGUAAAUAACUGUUUUCGCUCGAUGGCAACUUAACCUCAGUAGUUAAAUGUUUCAUUUUUUUACUCUGAAUUGUAGCUAUGGUUAUCAAAAGUGUUAAUGGCUACUUGUUCUUUGGCUUCACCGUUAACAAACUGUUAACGCUAGCAAUUUGCUGCUGCUGUCCGAUCAGGAUUUUAAAACCGCGGUUGUCUUUUUUUAGGUUGAAUGUCGUUAUCGUCGUUUCAAAAUUGUAAUGAUUAUUUUAUCGUUGUUUGUCAAUUAGUUACUGUAAUUUUAAAUUUUGAGAGUUUUUAAUGUUUUUUUUUAAAUAAAUGUGUAAUAAAUAAUUUGGAAGAAAAAAAUCACUAGUCAAAAAAGUCGUGGUUCCAAAUCGUACAACUGGGCGGCGCUGCAAGCGACUUGCGCCGGUAAGCGAGUGCCUCGAUACUGUGAUACCCUCACAUCAUCCGCUGUACGCACCGCUGAUAACUCCCCCUCCCUCCUUUGACCUCGCCCGUUUGACCAACUAAUCCGUUUUCAAAGCUAGAAAGCUAUUUGGUGAAUAGGUUUAGGCUGACUGUAACUACUGUUGUGUAACGGAUACAAUGUCGGAGAAUUAUUUUAUCCAGAGUUUACUUGCAUGACGAUCCAAUUGAUUAAAUACGAGAGCCUAAUUGAAAUGCAUGGUAGUAUACAACAUAAGCGUAUCUGUUUAGAAGUGCCAUUAUCGAUAUCUGUAGUUUGUUAACUGGCCCAAAAAGACGCAUCGGAUUUUAUCACGUGACUUGCGGCCACGGCCACUGGCUACACGUUUCUUCGAUAUCGGGUUUUCGAUGGAGUACGUUUGAGAAUAUUGAAAACAUUUCCUUGUAUCGCUGCAAAACGUUUCGUUUAGUCUUUGGCCGGCAAAUAACUUUAAUAAAUGCCCCAGUCUCACCGUCAGACGCAAAAGCACCUUGAUAUUCUCUUUCACUUGACGUAUAUGCGCGCGUGUGUCGUUAGAAAGUUUUCUGCAAAAAACAACUGCAACAAGACCCAUUGAUUGGGAUGCCAUAUUUGCAAUCCAAAUUUAUCUGUGAUUUUUGUCGUAUAUGUGAAAAAAAUUGAAUAGUGCUGGGUCAUUACGUGCUAAUAUUGGUUAAUUAACUUUCGACGCUCGGCCAAAAUCAAAUGUUUUCAAACGUACUGGCAACGCGACGGAAGCUUCAGGGCGUUCGUUUUAUAGAUUACAGUAUUUGCAUGGGGCUGAUAUAUCAUGUUUUUUGCAUGCUCCCGAAGAUGUUUAAAAUAAUUUUUAAAUGUUUUCUCCAUUGGUUUUCUUUUUGGGUUAGGUUCUAGCGUUCUAAUGACACACUGUAUACUUUUGUUGAAAAGUAAUGCGUAUCUGUUCUACUGGCUCUAUAUUUUGUUCCUACUUAUUAGAUUAUAACAAAAAGAAGAAAAAUGUGUUUAGCCUCAAAGGUUAUUUGUUAUUUUUGUCUUCCUGCGAUCUCCAAGCACAAAUUGUAGCACACAUGUUAGUGUCGGUUUUUUUUUUGUUUCUCUUGUGUGUGUAUAUAUGGAGCAAAUAUUUAGGCUUAACGCCGUUGCAACUUGGUAGAGUUCCGGGGCUAGUCUUUUGUUGCCGAUAAAAAAAGUUCCUUUAUUAGUUUUUAUUAUCAUAGUUUCAAUGUAAGUAGGGCUAGGCCUGGUCUGCUAUCGCGCAGCCGUUUGUUGGAAUUCUACUAACCCGUUGGGGAUAUUUUUUUACUCCGUCAAAUCGGAAACAAAUUUGGUGUCUAAAUAUUUGUCCUGUGUUAGUCGUUUCGCAGUGUUUUAUUGUAAGAUAUAUACGAUAGAAUUAGAUAUUGGUACGUUAGUGUAUUGACUUAUAAUACAAUUAAAAUGAUGUGUCUUAUUAGUUAGCAUUUAAUAAUAUAAUAAUUUUACUUGUACUUUUAAAGCAGUACGUAAAAUUGUGAUGCAUGUAUUUUAAAAUCGGUAAAAUUAAGUAUUAGACACAAAGUAUAUCUAAAUACCGAAAGGAUUUGCAUUUUUAAGUAGGAUUACUUUACGAUUAGACGGGUUAUCAAAUAAAGCAGGCUCGAGAUUUCUUAUCGCUACAGUAGAUUGGCUACAGGGCGUGCGUAAUCAGCUGCCAGCCAAUUAUGAUCUUACUUACAAUAAUGUAGUGCCUUUAGGCUGCUGAUCACGCUUUGCUGAGAGGUGUGGGUCACAAUUCGCCAUUAUAGCGUUACAAAACUUUUAUUUUUCCAUGAUUUAUACCUUAUUGAUUUAUCGUGUAUUGUACUGUUCUAAUCCUGAGGUGUAUGUAUUAUGAUCACCGCUACUAUUUGUAAUAAUAAUGCUUGAAAAUGCAUGAUAUUUGUUUUAUUAAUCAUUUUGCUUAUUUUUUUACGACCUUUUUUAAUUCCCCCCCGAACUUUAUGUUGGACCUAUUCUUUUUAAUCACACACGCAUACAACAAAUUUUGGAAAUCUGUCCGGAGAAAGCUUUUUACGUGGUCUUAUUGGACCGAGUGCUGGAUCAAUUUGCGUUUUGAUUUUGCAUCACAUUUUAUUUUUUGUGUUUCAUUUUUGUCGGUCGAAAAUUAAUUUUACAUUUACGGCUUAGUAUGAACUAACAAUAUACCCGCCCGCUUAUGUUACACUCAUAAAAAAGACAACCUCAAACUAUACACUUUGCUGUUGGGAAGCUUGGCAGUUUAGUUUUCUUCGUACGAUGUGUUUUCGUUCUUGUUUUCGUUUUCGAUUAUCAGUUAAAACGCAGUCUCGACGACAAGACGUUAAGGGAUCUGCUGAUUAAUCUUUAU
Messenger RNA from Cylas formicarius (sweet potato weevil), 6544 nucleotides. RefSeq names its product muscleblind-like protein 2a (gene mbl). The transcript has 9 exons. The record is from RefSeq and is a predicted model, not a curated record. Gene Ontology annotation, molecular function: metal ion binding. NCBI's taxonomy places the organism in Eukaryota, Metazoa, Arthropoda, Insecta, Coleoptera, Brentidae. Bases 1219 to 3105 code for a protein of 628 amino acids.